AUGAUCAAGUUCGGAAGUAUUUCUGGUGGAACUGCAACUUAUAAUGGCGAUGGAUUUGUUUACAGUUUCAUUUAUCCUCACAAAUUGGUCUAUCAGAGUGAUGCAUAUGCGAGGUUUUAUGAGAACAACGCAUUGGUUGUAUCAGAGGAAGAAAAUUCAAGUGAAAUUCCUACCAGCUUGAUUAAUCUUACUUGGAUUGAAGUACUCAAUCUGUCAUAUAACAACUUGUAUGGUAGAAUUCCAUCUAAAAAUCAAUUUGAUACCUUUGUGAACGUUUCAUAUAUUGGAAAUCAGGCACUCUAUGGUUUACAACUCACAAAGAACUGCCCAUUUGAAGCCACGUCUAAUCAAACUCAACAGAUUGAUGAUGGUAAUAAUGAUGGAGAUGAGUUCAAGAGAUGGUUUUUUGUGGGUGUGGGGAUCGGGUUCUAUAUUGGAUUUUGGGGAAUGUUUGGUAGUUUGUGUCUUAACCGUUCUUGGAGACAUGCAUACUUCUUGUUCAAACUGGAAGAUUGGCUGUUGUUGAGGUUGGCACUCUACAUAGCAAGAUUUCAAAGGAGGUUCAACACAAACAACAAUCAGUAA
Molecule: messenger RNA, 585 nt
Organism: Ziziphus jujuba (common jujube)
Lineage: Eukaryota; Viridiplantae; Streptophyta; Magnoliopsida; Rosales; Rhamnaceae
Product: receptor-like protein EIX2
Exons: 2
Coding region: 1-585 (194 amino acids)
Source: RefSeq, a predicted model, not a curated record